CCCCAUUGAUUACACAAACACCAAUGUUCCCAUUGAAGUCAUUGGCAAGUUUACAAAUAAAACGGGAGGAGUGUAAGCACAAGAGAAUUAUUCAGUGAAAAUGACUUCUCCCCAGCCAGAAAAUUCACAGGUGGCAGAACAAAAUGCCUCUCCAACAGGAGAAAAUGAGGUUACCACCAAAGUAAAGAAAGAGAGAGAAGAGGUAAAGGAGCAACCUAAAAGAAGCAGAGGCAAGGGGAAGCAACUAAAGGCCCUACGUGCUUACAAAUGUACCUCCUGCAAGGAGGACUUGCCCAGCCCUUCCAGUCUGCACAGUCACAAGUCAUCUGUGCAUGACAAGGACUGGCAACUCCAUACCUGUAAUCAGUGUGAGAAAUCAUUCCCCAGCCGGGCCCAGCUGUGUAAGCACCAGCGCUCCCACUCUGCCCUGCGUCCCUUUCAAUGUCUACAGUGCCAUAAGGCAUACAAGACACCCACUGAGUUGCGCAACCAUACCCGCUCCCACACAGGGGAAAAGCCUUUUGUCUGCUCAGAGUGCGGCAAGGCCUUUAUGCAGGCCAUCUGUCUGCGCAUUCACAUGACACAACACAGUGGUGAACGUCCACACUCCUGCCCACAUUGCUCCAAAAGCUAUCCAACACUCUCCAAGCUUAAAGUACACCAGCGUUCACACACAGGAGAGAAACCCUAUUUCUGUGUGGAGUGUGGGAAGAGCUUUGCUGACCCAUCUGUGUACCGCAAGCACAAACGCAACCACCAGGGCCACCGCCCCUACUGUUGUGGUCUGUGUAACAAGACUUACACAGAGCUGAAAGAUCUGAAGAACCAUGAACGCUCACAUACUGGGGAAAAGCCCUAUCUCUGUUCAGACUGUGGAAAGGCCUUUUCCCGCUCAUCCUCACUAGCUUGUCACUUGCGGAUCCACUCACAGAGUAAGCCUUACCAGUGCGAGCAAUGUGGGAAGGGCUUCACACAGUUGUCGUCUUACCAGUCUCACCUGCGCACACACUCAGGGGAGAAGCCUUUCCUCUGCCCACAGUGCGGCAAGAUGUUUUCUGAUCCCUCCAGCUUCCGUCGACAUCAGAGGGCACACUCUGGCUUCAAGCCAUACCCUUGCGAUAAGUGUGCCAAGCGGUUCCGGCAGCCUGCAGAUUUGGCGGUUCAUCUACGGGUACAUUCGGGCCAGCGGCCAUACAAAUGCCAGAGCUGUGACAAGGCCUUUGUGGCAUCCUGGGACCUACGGCGCCACAUGCUGGUGCACACUGGGCUUCGGCCCUUUUCUUGUUCAGAGUGUGGCAAGGCCUUUGCUGAGCGUUCCAGCCUCAACAAGCACUGUAGGGUACACUCUGGAGAGCGUCCAUUCAAGUGCAGCCUGUGCUUCAAAGCCUUUGUUGUCUCCUCCAGCCUGCGAAAGCACGAACGUACACAUCUCGCUGAGCGACCACUGCAGCAGGAGCUAGUGUCUGACUCUUCACAGCCUUUUUCAGUGCCCCUCUCAGCUCCCACUACCCUCCCCCAGUUUUCAUGCAGCCAUUGUGAUGUAACAUUUGGCACAUGGGAAGAGGUCCAGACCCAUGAAAGUCUCCACAGCAUACCUCCUCCACCAGCUCCUGCUGUGCGUCAACCCCAAGGUCUGCACAAUUGUACCUCAUGCCAAGCAGAGUUUGUGCAGCUCUCUGAAUUGCGUGCCCAUGAGAAGACCCACCCCAAGCCACGACCCCAUGUCUGUGAAUGCUGUGGAAAGGGAUUUUUUAACCAGGCUGGUCUGCGCAAGCACCAGCGCAUCCAUUCACCUACACGGCCCCAUGCCUGCCCAUUUUGUGGAAAGGCUUUCUUGUUUGCUGCAUAUCUCCGAAAGCACUUACGUAUCCAUCGCGAGCCCCUACCCUCUUCCCCAUCACCUCACCCCCAAAUCACUAACACCCAACCCCUCCCUUCUGAGCCUCCUACAAAUGUUCCAUCGUCCACUACAGAUCCAAGUGCCAUCUCUCUGGCUGUCCCAGUAUCAGUGUCUCUGUCAGCUUUCCAGACCCUGCCAGCCACUGUGUACAUUGACAAGGGAGAGGGCCUUUAAUGCAUACUGGCUUUCAGUUGUUGUUGGAGCCUGUUAUAGUUGAAGAAUUGCAUG
Molecule: messenger RNA, 2128 nt
Organism: Megalops cyprinoides (Indo-Pacific tarpon)
Lineage: Eukaryota; Metazoa; Chordata; Actinopteri; Elopiformes; Megalopidae
Gene: znf668
Product: zinc finger protein 668
Exons: 2
Coding region: 101-2074 (657 amino acids)
Source: RefSeq, a predicted model, not a curated record